UUGUGUAUAAAAACUCUUCCGGGUCCUACUACGGGUAUCAGUUGGUCUCUUGCCCUUGCGAGUAGAGCAUAGAUCUAGGGAUUUGCAAUGAAAGUCCUUGCUAUCUUCGCGAUAGCUUUGGUGGCCGGCAUCAAUGCCGGUACCUACACCGACCGCUUCUUGGAACAGUACAAUAAAAUUAAGAGCGCCGGCAAUGGAUACUUUUCCAAGGAGGGAGUUCCAUACCACAGCGUUGAAACUUUGAUUGUUGAGGCUCCGGAUCAGGGACACGAAACCACUUCCGAAGCUGUGAGCUACUAUGUCUGGCUUGAGGCUUUGUACGGCGCCAUCGAAGGAGACUUCUCUGGCUUCAACAAUGCCUGGGACAUCUUGGAGAAGUACACCAUCCCAUCUCUCCAAAGCUCCAACAGCGAAUACGACCCUUCCAAACCAGCCACUUACCAAGCUGAGUUGGACGACCCCAGCCAAUAUCCAUCUCAAAUCGACUCCAGUGUGCCUGUUGGUCAAGAUCCUCUGUAUGACGAACUUAAAAACGCAUACGGCAACUCAGACUUCUACUCCAUGCACUGGCUUCUUGAUGUUGACAACGUUUACGGAUUCGGUAAUGUCCAAGGACAAUGUGAGGCUGGACCUUCUGCUUCUGGACCUUCCCUUUACAACAACUACCAAAGAGGACCUCAGGAAUCUGUCUGGAGAACCAUUCCCCAACCGUCCUGCGACCAAUUCACAUACGGAGGCACCAAUGGGUUCUUGGACCUUUUCACUAAGGACAACGAGUACGCUCACCAGUACAAAUACACUGCUGCUCCUGAUGCUGACGCCAGAGCCGUUCAAGCUGCCUACUGGGCUAACGUUUGGGCUUCUGAAAAGGGAUCCCAAGGAAGCAUCUCGUCAACUCUCACCAAAGCAUCCAAACUUGGAGACUAUCUCAGGUACUCUCUGUUCGACAAGUACUUCAAGAAAAUUGGAGACUGCUACCCAGCAAGUGGAUGUGCAGGAGGCUCUGGAAAGGAAAGUGCUCACUACCUUAUCAACUGGUACUUCGCUUGGGGAGGUUCCUACAAUGCUCAAUACGGCUGGUCUUGGCGUAUUGGAGAUGGAGCUUCUCACUUUGGUUACCAGAACCCUCUUGCUGCCUACGCUUUGGCUAAUGAUGCCUCUUUGAAACCAAAGGGCGCCACUGCUGUUGACGACUGGACGAAAUCUCUCGAAAGACAAAUUGAAUUGUACGAAUACUUGCAAACUGCAGCAGGCCCAUUCUCUGGUGGAGUUACCAACUCAUGGAAGGGACAUUAUGACACUCCUGACUCCGACUUACUUAACGACACCUUCCACGGAAUGUUCUACGACUGGGAACCUGUCUACCAUGAUCCUCCAUCCAACAGAUGGUACGGUAUGCAACCUUGGUCUGCUGAUCGUCUGGCUCAAUACUAUUACGCUUCCGGUGACUCUAAAGCUCAAUCAAUUCUAAAGAAAUGGGUUGAUUGGGUUGACGGAGUGAUCCAAUUUAACGGAGACGACUUUGAGAUUCCCGGAAAUCUUGGCUGGACCGGAGAUCCACCAAACGUGCAAGUCACCAUCGACACUUACUCAAGAGACUUGGGAGCGGCUUCAGCUACCGCCCGUACCUUGGCCUACUACGCUGCCAAGUCCGGAGACUCCAACGCCAAAGCCACCGCCAAGAAACUUCUGGAUGCCAUCUACACUACCUACAAGGACGAUAUUGGUUUCUCAGUAGAAGAAGAGCGUGACGACUACAGCCGUUUCAACGAGAAAGUCUACGUGCCAUCUGGAUGGACUGGAACCUACCCCAACGGAGAUGUCAUCGACUCUUCAGCCACUUUCCUUGGAAUCCGUUCUUGGUAUAAGAACGACCCCAACUGGUCCAAGGUGGAAUCUUACCUUAACGGAGGUGCAGUGCCCACCUUCAGAUACCACAGGUUCUGGGCUCAAGCUGACAUUGCCUUGUCCUUUGGUACCUACGGACUUUUGUUUAACGAAUAAGCUGAUGUGACCUGCCUACAGUUAAAUUGUUAUUAAUAAAUAUUUUUUGCGAA
Molecule: messenger RNA, 2057 nt
Organism: Dendroctonus ponderosae (mountain pine beetle)
Lineage: Eukaryota; Metazoa; Arthropoda; Insecta; Coleoptera; Curculionidae
Product: exoglucanase B
Exons: 8
Coding region: 88-2004 (638 amino acids)
Biological process (GO): cellulose catabolic process
Molecular function (GO): cellulase activity
Source: RefSeq, a predicted model, not a curated record